This is a messenger RNA of Gloeophyllum trabeum ATCC 11539, 1932 nucleotides long. RefSeq names its product G-alpha-domain-containing protein. The record is from RefSeq and is a predicted model, not a curated record. Gene Ontology annotation, cellular component: heterotrimeric G-protein complex. Lineage: Eukaryota; Fungi; Basidiomycota; Agaricomycetes; Gloeophyllales; Gloeophyllaceae. Gene Ontology annotation, biological process: adenylate cyclase-activating G protein-coupled receptor signaling pathway. The coding region runs from base 1 to 1383 and encodes 460 amino acids. Gene Ontology annotation, molecular function: G protein-coupled receptor binding; guanyl nucleotide binding; GTPase activity. The transcript has 10 exons.
AUGCCCGCCGCGCCCAAGCUCGAGCCGAAUCGGCGGAGGUCGCUCUCGGACCCCUUCGAGCGCGUCAUGCAGCCCCCCGAGGACGAAACCAUGAACGAACGCGAGCGGCGGCUCCAGGCCGAGGCCCACGCAAAGAAGGUCAGCGACGGAAUUGACGAGAUGAUCAGGCAGGAGAGAAAGGAACGGAUGAAAAAGAAAGAGGUCAAGGUCCUCCUGCUCGGCCAGAGCGAGAGCGGCAAGAGCACCACCCUCAAGCGUGACGCGACCGGCGACGACGCGCCGGACGACGCCGAGUCCGUCGCGUCGCUCAUCAUCUCGUCGAACGGGAACCCGCGCAGCUACGCCGUGCCCAACUACGAGCGGUACGCGUCGCGCCUGGCGCCGCUCACGCGGCUCGAGGAGCGGCUGUCGCGGCAGCUCUCGUCGCCCGACGAGGACGAGCCGACGCACACGGACCCGGCGUACGCGUCCGCGUCCGCGUCCUCGGUGAGCCUCGCGCCGACGUCGCCCGCGUCCAUGGCGUCGGAGGUGUCCGUGCACACGCACAGCAACUGGAAGAAGGUGUUCUCGUUCGGCGGGCGGCCGAAGGGCGGGGACACGAACGAGCUCGUCGGGUGGUGGGAGGACCCGGACGACCCGUGCCAUGUGCUCUACGCGUGCGCGCCGGCGAUGAUGGAGCUGUGGAGGGAUAAGACGGUGCGGUGGAUAUUGGACCAGAAGCGCAUACGGCUGGAGGAGAGCAGUGGGUUUUAUCUGGACGAGAUCGACCGAAUAACGGCCAAGAAGUACAUUCCCACUGAUGAGGACGUCCUGAAAGCGCGGCUGAAGACGCUAGGGGUCAUCGAGCACUCGUUUAUGCUCUCACACGGGCUUGUUCGCGGCGUGGAGUGGAAGAUCUACGACGUGGGUGGGGCGCGGAGCCAGCGGCAAGCGUGGGCGCCGUACUUUGAGGACGUGAAUGCUAUUAUUUUCUUGGCGCCAAUAAGCGCGUUUGACCAAGCGCUCGCCGAGGAUCCUCGAGUGAAUCGGCUGGAAGACUCGCUAUUACUUUGGAAGUCGGUGGUUUCAAAUAAACUGCUGGCGAAUGUGAAUAUAGUGCUGUUUCUGAACAAGUGCGACCUGUUGAAGGCAAAACUGGAGAGCGGCAUCCAGUUGAACCAACACUUGUUUUCGUAUGGUGACAGACCAAACGAUUACGAGUCUGUUCGGAAAUACUUCUACAAUAAGUUCGGUUUGAUGCAUCAGAACCAUACUCCCAACAGAGACCGAGAGUUGUACAUACAUUUUACGUCCGUAACUGAUACAAGGAGGACUCAUACUAUCAUCAAUAAUGUACGGGAUAUCAUCCUGAAAGCCAACCUGAAGGAUAUCCAAUUGAUUUAAUAAUCCCCCUCAUGCAACGUACGACAUGCCGGCGAUUGCUCCCGGUGGCUGGCUCAUGAUCGCCCUUAUUCGCGUCUACUUUACCCACCUGGCCCGCCCACCUUAUUCAUCCAGACAGCGGCGCCGCCCCUAAUCAAUCCAUACGCGGGACAGUCCUCUCCAUACCAUUCCAUCCCAUUCCAGCCUACUUGGCACCCACUCAAAGCCGAAUUCGAUGCCACCCUUGCCCGCACUCCGUCCUCGACUCGCCCGUGCCAACGCGCCGUUUUGUAUCCUACGCUUCGAUGUUUUCUUUCUUGUGAUGCUUUGUAUUCGCUGUCCUUGAACUCACACUCGAACUCGUUGUAUUCAACUCCCAUUCUCAUUUGUCCUUCCUCCUUUCGCCGUUGACGUUUAUCGACCUCGCGAGCGGUGAGUGGUCGAGCUGCGUACGUUUGACUCUGAGUGGUGGUUUCCCGGCUGAUGCAGGUCCUGGUGGAGUCUGUCGAUGUAGAUAUCGGUGGUACACAACAAACUGUAUUGUACACUCUCUCGCUCUCUUUCGUACUU